Molecule: messenger RNA, 1401 nt
Organism: Durusdinium trenchii
Lineage: Eukaryota; Dinophyceae; Suessiales; Symbiodiniaceae
Source: the annotation of a GenBank genome assembly
GAGCGCAGAGCUUGCCUGUAGCCUUUUCACGCGCGCAGUUGAUGCCAUUUGGCUCAACUGAGAAGGCCAGCAAAAUGGGAUGAGAUGAGAGGUGUCUCGAACCCGCACCAAGCGGGGUUCUUGCCUGGGGAGUUGGGAUCCUUAACUCCGCGCUUGGUGCCUCGUGCUCCCACUUCGCCAAAGGCGGUGCGGAAGUUGCGGCAUCACUCUGAAGUGCCGAGCAAAGAGGUUCUUCCUUUGGCUGCGUUGCCACUCUGGGUUGGCACAGCGACUUGUGAGGAAGUGCCAGUGAAGAGCAUCAAAGCAGUAGUGCCGGAAGACCUGCAUCAACAUGAAGACGUGUCCUUGAUUGACGAAGCAGAGGCAGAUGCUUCGUUCUGUUCCGCACACGAGCGCUUCGUAGAAGCAGCUGAAAAUCUGGAGCAGGCCAUCAGCAUUCGUCAGCAGCUUCUUGGAGAUGACCAUGAGGAGUUUCUACGGUCCAUUGAAAGCUACGUCGGAAGCCAAGAUGAAAAACCGCAUCGGCUGGACAACAACCGCAUCAUUCGUCGGCAUGGCAGGGGAGCGAAUUUUCAGCCAAUGCGAAACAGCAUGAUCAAAGGUUGUGCACGGCUGUUGGAUGGUGUAGCACCCAUUUGCGGGUACAUAUUUGGCCCCAAUGAUUUCAACGGAACGGAACGUUUGGCAAAAAAGCAAGUCAGUGCUUUGUCAGUUUCUCGUUUGGCGGACUCUGGGCUCGAGUUCAAAGUUUGUUUUUUGUGUUGUUUUUUGUGCUCAUUUCCGCCUUUAGCUCUUUCACUUGUCAUUUGUUUUCUCCAGCGCAAUGGGUAGCAAGUGUGCUGUGGACGUUUCUGCGAACCUCCGGGCACCUCGAACACCUGUGUGCGAUGCUGAUUCAGCAUUGCGGCUGAGAGCACUGUGCCUAGAGCCGCCGCGAGCAUCUUUGCUGAAGCUCAGGAAGAUCAUGAAGGAGGAUUCCAUGUGCGCAGAGAGACAAAGCUCAGCCGAAAGCACUCUCCAGUCCUUCCGCCCUGGCCACGUUUGAACAAGGACACCAAGGCUUUUCCGGCCAUCGCGAGCUCUAAGACGACCUGUGGUGUGUCAUGCUCAUUUGGCCAGAAUCAAGUCACCCAAUUUUAAAUGCACCUUUCUGCAUACUGAAGCCCUGAUGAGUGCCGCAAUGUAUUUAGAAAGUUGCUGAGAUCACUUUUUGGCAGAUAGGCCCUUCGAUGUUGGGGUUUGCGCGGGCCUGUUUCAGUGAAUUUAGAAGCAAUGGGAUCUUGCAACGUGUGCCAAAGCGAUUCCAGACGUAGGAGUAGGAGAUCAUCGUUUUCAGCGAGAUUUUGACAGCCUACCUGAAAUGUAUACCAUAAACAUCCCAAAGCAUUCACGCUGUUUGGG